This is a messenger RNA of Trematomus bernacchii (emerald rockcod), 1278 nucleotides long. RefSeq names its product secondary ossification center associated regulator of chondrocyte maturation (gene snorc). The coding region runs from base 110 to 457 and encodes 115 amino acids. The record is from RefSeq and is a predicted model, not a curated record. Gene Ontology annotation, biological process: cartilage development. NCBI's taxonomy places the organism in Eukaryota, Metazoa, Chordata, Actinopteri, Perciformes, Nototheniidae. The transcript has 3 exons.
CCCCCUGCUGCGCUCUCCUGUACUCUUCUCUUGCUCCUCUUCCAGGGUCAGCCACUCUUUUGAAGUUCGAGGAGUUCUGGAGACGCACAUCUUGUCCCUCGCAGCCACCAUGAUUCACAGCAGCAGUAUCCGCAGAUUUCUCCUCCUGGUGCUCCUCGGCCUCUUGGUGGCCUUUGUACACACAGACACAGUUGCAGACUUAUCAAUCAGAGACACCCAGGACACCACGUCAGGAGAACCACCCAGUGACGUGACCACCAAAGAUCCUAACCAUGACACGACGGAGCAGUCCUUCACCCUCGACUACGAGGACAACACACACUCUCCGGACCUGCUCGAUGAACAAUGGGUGCUGGGGCCAGGGGCCAUCACAGCCAUUGUUAUAGCCGUCUUCUUAGGAGCUUCUGUCCUCCUCGCCCUCAUCGUCAUCACACUCAGAAAGUUCACCACCUCCUAGAGUGAAAUAUCCCCAUCUUGUGUGCAUGUGUUUAUGUGUGUUUGUAUGUUCUCUUUUCCCUCUCAUCUCAGUCUCUCAACCCUUUUUUUGCAGAUAUGAGUUGUGUCUUUUGCUUCCCUGUAGAUGCUAUAAAUUGUGGCAGGUCCCGUGACUGACUUACAGAUGUCUUUCUAUAAACACACUUUAAAUGUUCCUCAACAUGUCCACUUUUACUGCAGGUAUAAUGUUAGAAACUGGCUGGCUCUUCCAGUGGAAAUCAUAGCAUGUCCAUGUCAUUCACUUUGUUUUUCCUCUUGAUCUUGCAUGCUCUAAAGGGGCUUUAAUGUUGUGGGCUGUCUAUUUGUACAUUGAGUGUGUGUGUGCUUUCGUCAGUGUCUGUGUUGUACUUUUUUCCUUCAAAAAUAAAGAUACACAUGAGGUUUGUUUAGUCUUAAACAAUAAUUAUGCCAAAAUCAUGUCUUAAAAAUGUCCCUUGGUGUCACCCUUAUACAAGUUUGUAUUGCACCAUUUACAAACAUUUGUAGAGUCCAAAUAAGAAAACAUUUAAGAAAGGCUUCUUCGGUGAAUGUAAACAGGGUAGUUUGGUUGUUGGUGUGUGCCUGCAGUUAGAAUGUGGAUGAAUUUGUGUUUGCACUCAUGUGAGUGUUUGUAGGUUUUGUUUUUGUCAUGAUUUCAAUUGCAGGGGUUUGGAAAUUAUUUUAGAAACCUUUUUAUUUACGCCUAAGAGUCCUCAGCCAUACAAAUGGAUAAUGCAAUGGUAAUAUCACUGCCAAAUCAUUUUGUGAUAUUUAAGUUAAAUAAAUAAAUCAGAUGCCAAACGU